AUGAAGAAAGUGAAAAGACAGCCUAACAUCAAGCUAAGAGACAUCCAAGAAGCUGUCCAUAAGAAGUAUACCAUAAACAUAAGUACAGGAAAAGCAAGUAAGGCUAGGGAUAGGGCUAAAGAAUAUGUGGAUGGGGCUUAUACACAACAGUACAACCAGUUGUGGGAGUACUGUGAGGAAUUAAAGAGGUCUAGUCCUACCAGUACAAUACUUAUGAAGGUACAUACCUUUAAUGAUGGUGAUUUAGCAGCUAAGUCUGACUUAGUGUGUGGAGUGCCUUAUUUUGAAAGGCUAUACAUAUGUUUGGAGGGAUGUAAGAAGGGGUUUCUGGCUGGAUGCAAGCCAUUCAUUGGUUUGGAUGCCUACCAUUUGAAAAACAAGUCAGGGGGGCAAUUGAUUACUACAGUUUGCAAAGAUCCUAAUGAAGAGUAUUUCCCACUUGCAUAUGCAGUGGUAGAGGCUGAAACCAAGGACUCUUGGACUUGGUUCAUCAAUCUGGGGUUGGUGCAAACAUUCAUUGACAACUGGCCACAGUAUGAACACAGGAUUUGUUGUAGGCACCUUUAUAACAACUUCAGGAAGAACCAUCCUGGUGUUUUGAUCAGAGAUAUGUUUUGGAGGGCAGCCAAGGUAACUUACAAACAAGAUUUUGAUAGGGUGAUGAAUGAGCUAAAGGAGAUUGAUGCUGAUGUACACAGGUGGUUAGAUUCUCACUCAACAACAAAAUGGGCCAGACACAUGUUUAGUGAGGAUGGUUUGACUGGCACCAUACUCAAAAAUAUGUGUGAGAGCUUCAACAACAGGAUUCUUAAAUUCAAAUCUAAGCCCAUAAUUAGCAUGCUUGAGUGCAUCAAGCUAUAUCUAAUGAGUAGGUUCCAAGAGAAUAAAGAGAAGGGUGUGAGGCUAGAGUCAGAUAUUUGUGCCAAGGUGAUGAAGAGGUUGCAUAAGGAAAAGCUGGCAGCCAAUAGGUGGUUAGCUUGCUGGCUAGGGCAAACACAGUUUAAAGUGAAAAAUGGUCUGCAGAGUUUCACUGAUGACUUGGCCACAACACACUGCAGUUGUACGAAGUGGAACAUAACUGGCAUAACAUGUGCUCAUGCAAUCUCUUGCAUAUUUUUCAACAAACAAGAUGCUGAGCAGUAUGUUCACCCCUGUUACCAUGUAUCUACAUAUAGAGCAUGCUAUAAGCCAAUCAUAACACCAAUCAAUGGGUAG
Quercus robur (English oak) is the source of this 1215-nucleotide messenger RNA. RefSeq lists its product as uncharacterized. Bases 1 to 1215 code for a protein of 404 amino acids. The record is from RefSeq and is a predicted model, not a curated record. Gene Ontology annotation, molecular function: zinc ion binding. NCBI's taxonomy places the organism in Eukaryota, Viridiplantae, Streptophyta, Magnoliopsida, Fagales, Fagaceae. The transcript is spliced from 3 exons.